Meriones unguiculatus (Mongolian gerbil) is the source of this 5937-nucleotide messenger RNA. It is a transcript of the gene Myh13, whose product is annotated as myosin heavy chain 13. The transcript is spliced from 39 exons. Gene Ontology annotation, molecular function: actin filament binding; ATP binding; cytoskeletal motor activity. Gene Ontology annotation, cellular component: myosin complex. NCBI's taxonomy places the organism in Eukaryota, Metazoa, Chordata, Mammalia, Rodentia, Muridae. The record is from RefSeq and is a predicted model, not a curated record. The coding region runs from base 29 to 5851 and encodes 1940 amino acids.
UCCUCUCAGAUCCUAUCUUCCUGCAGUCAUGAGUUCAGAUGCAGAGAUGGCUAUUUUCGGAGAGGCUGCUCCCUACCUCCGGAAACCAGAGAAGGAGAGGAUAGAGGCUCAGAACCGUCCAUUCGACUCUAAGAAAGCCUGCUUUGCUGUGGAUGAUAAAGAAAUGUACGUGAAAGGCAUGAUCCAGAGCAGGGAAAAUGACAAAGUCAUUGUGAAGACCCUAGACGACCGGGAGCUCACUCUGAACAGUGACCAGGUGUUCCCCAUGAACCCCCCUAAGUUUGACAAGAUCGAGGACAUGGCCAUGAUGACCCACCUGCAUGAGCCCGCUGUGCUGUACAACCUCAAGGAGCGCUACGCAGCCUGGAUGAUCUAUACCUACUCGGGCCUCUUCUGCGUCACCGUCAACCCCUACAAGUGGCUGCCGGUGUACAACCCCGAGGUGGUGGCCGCCUACCGAGGCAAAAAGCGCCAGGAGGCCCCGCCCCACAUCUUCUCCAUCUCUGACAACGCCUACCAGUUCAUGCUGACGGAUCGAGACAACCAGUCCAUCCUGAUCACUGGAGAAUCCGGGGCCGGGAAGACUGUGAACACGAAGCGUGUCAUCCAGUACUUUGCGACAAUUGCAGUCACCGGGGACAAGAAAAAAGAGCAGCAGCCCGGCAAGAUGCAGGGAACGCUGGAGGAUCAGAUCAUCCAAGCCAACCCCCUGCUGGAGGCCUUUGGAAAUGCCAAGACUGUGAGGAAUGACAACUCCUCCAGAUUUGGGAAGUUCAUUCGGAUUCACUUUGGAGCCACAGGAAAGCUGGCAUCAGCAGACAUUGAAACCUAUCUCCUGGAAAAGUCCAGAGUGACAUUUCAGUUAUCCAGUGAAAGAAGCUACCACAUUUUUUAUCAAAUCAUGUCAAACAAGAAGCCAGAACUAAUUGACUUGCUCCUGAUUUCCACCAACCCCUUUGACUUUCCCUUCGUGAGCCAAGGAGAGGUCACAGUGGCCAGCAUCGAUGACAGCGAGGAAUUGUUAGCAACCGAUAAUGCCAUUGACAUCCUGGGUUUUAGCCCAGAAGAGAAAGUUGGGAUCUACAAGCUGACAGGAGCUGUGAUGCAUUAUGGGAACAUGAAGUUCAAACAGAAGCAGAGAGAGGAACAGGCAGAGCCGGAUGGCACCGAAGUGGCUGACAAAGCUGGGUACCUGAUGGGACUGAAUUCUGCAGAGAUGUUGAAAGGUCUGUGCUGUCCAAGAGUGAAGGUCGGAAACGAGUAUGUCACCAAAGGACAGAAUGUCCAGCAGGUGACCAACUCCGUGGGCGCCCUGGCCAAGGCCGUCUACGAGAAGAUGUUCCUGUGGAUGGUCACCCGCAUCAACCAGCAGCUGGACACCAAGCAGCCCAGGCAGUACUUCAUUGGGGUCUUGGACAUCGCUGGCUUUGAGAUCUUUGAUUUCAACAGCCUGGAGCAGCUGUGCAUCAACUUCACCAAUGAGAAGCUGCAGCAGUUUUUCAAUCACCACAUGUUCGUGCUCGAGCAGGAGGAGUACAAGAAGGAAGGCAUCGAGUGGGAGUUCAUCGACUUCGGGAUGGACCUGGCUGCCUGCAUUGAGCUCAUUGAGAAGCCGAUGGGCAUCUUCUCCAUCCUGGAAGAGGAGUGCAUGUUCCCCAAGGCGACAGACACCUCCUUCAAGAACAAGCUGUACGACCAGCACCUGGGGAAGUCCAACAACUUCCAGAAGCCCAAACCCGCCAAAGGCAAGGCUGAGGCCCACUUCUCCCUGGUGCACUAUGCGGGUACCGUGGAUUACAACAUCGCAGGCUGGCUGGACAAGAACAAGGACCCCUUGAAUGAGACCGUGGUGGGGCUGUACCAGAAGUCCUCCCUGAAGCUGUUGUCCUUCCUCUUUUCCAACUACGCAGGCGCAGAAGCAGGUGACUCAGCAGGAGGCAAGAAGGGCGGCAAGAAGAAGGGCUCCUCCUUCCAGACCGUGUCGGCGGUGUUCAGGGAAAAUUUAAACAAAUUGAUGACCAAUUUAAGGAGCACCCAUCCUCACUUUGUGCGAUGCCUGAUUCCCAAUGAAACCAAGACUCCUGGUGUGAUGGACCACUACUUGGUCAUGCACCAAUUGCGCUGUAACGGGGUCCUGGAGGGCAUCCGGAUCUGCAGGAAAGGGUUCCCCAGCCGAAUCCUCUACGCUGACUUCAAACAGCGGUAUCGGAUCCUGAAUGCCAGUGCCAUCCCCGAAGGGCAGUUCAUCGACAGCAAGAACGCCUCUGAGAAGCUCCUGAACUCCAUUGACGUGGACCGAGAGCAGUUCCGGUUUGGCCACACCAAGGUAUUUUUCAAAGCUGGGCUCCUGGGGCUUCUGGAAGAGAUGAGAGACGAGAAGCUGGUGACCCUGAUGACACGCACGCAGGCCGUGUGCAGGGGCUACCUGAUGAGGGUGGAGUUCAAGAAAAUGAUGGAGAGGAGGGAGUCCAUCUUCUGCAUCCAAUACAAUGUGCGCUCCUUCAUGAACGUCAAGCACUGGCCCUGGAUGAACCUCUUCUUCAAGAUCAAGCCCCUGCUGAAGAGCGCGGAGGCUGAGAAGGAGAUGGCCACCAUGAAGGAGGACUUUGAACGAGCCAAGGAAGAGCUGGCUAGAUCUGAGGCUCGCCGGAAGGAGUUGGAGGAGAAAAUGGUCUCCCUGCUGCAGGAAAAAAAUGACCUCCAGUUGCAAGUCCAGUCGGAAACAGAAAAUCUGAUGGAUGCUGAGGAGCGGUGCGAGGGGCUCAUCAAAAGCAAGAUCCAGCUAGAGGCAAAAGUCAAGGAGCUGACGGAGAGGCUGGAGGAGGAGGAGGAGACAAAUUCCGAACUGGUCGCCAAGAAGAGGAACCUGGAAGACAAAUGCUCUUCUCUCAAGAGAGACAUCGACGACCUGGAGUUGACCCUGACUAAGGUUGAGAAGGAAAAGCAUGCCACAGAGAACAAGGUGAAGAAUCUCGCUGAGGAAAUGACAGCACUUGAAGAAAAUAUUUCCAAACUGACGAAGGAAAAGAAAUCUCUGCAGGAAGCCCAUCAGCAGACCCUGGAUGACCUUCAGGUUGAAGAAGAUAAAGUCAACGGUCUUAUCAAGAUCAACGUCAAGCUGGAACAGCAGACGGAUGACCUGGAGGGCAGCCUGGAGCAGGAGAGGAAGCUGAGGGCUGACCUGGAGCGAGUGAAGAGGAAGCUGGAAGGAGACUUGAAAAUGUGCCAGGAAUCCAUCAUGGAUCUAGAGAACGACAAGCAACAGAUAGAAGAGAAACUCAAGAAAAAGGAGUUUGAGAUGAGUCAGUUACAAACCAGAAUCGACGACGAGCAAGUCCUCAGUCUGCAGCUGCAAAAGAAGAUUAAAGAAUUGCAGGCCCGCACAGAAGAGCUGGAGGAAGAAAUUGAAGCAGAGCACACAGUCAGAGCCAAAAUUGAGAAGCAGCGUUCAGACCUGGCCAGAGAACUGGAGGAGAUCAGCGAGAGGCUAGAAGAAGCCAGUGGGGCCACUUCGGCCCAGAUCGAGAUGAACAAGAAGAGAGAGGCUGAGUUCCAGAAACUGCGCAGGGACCUGGAGGAGGCCACCCUGCAGCAUGAGGCCACAGCAGCCACCCUGAGGAAGAAGCAUGCAGACACCGUGGCCGAGCUCGGGGAACAGAUUGACAACCUGCAGCGAGUCAAGCAGAAGCUGGAGAAGGAGAAGAGUGAGCUCAAGAUGGAGAUCGAUGACAUGGCCAGUAACAUUGAGACAGUCUCCAAGUCAAAGAGUAACAUGGAAAGAAUGUGCCGGUCUGUGGAAGACCAGUUUAAUGAAAUCAAAGCCAAGGAUGACCAACAGACCCAGUUAAUCCAUGAUCUGAACAUGCAGAAGGCAAGGCUGCAGACCCAGAAUGGGGAGCUGAGCCACCAAGUAGAAGAGAAGGAGUCCCUGGUUUCACAGCUGACCAAAAGCAAGCAGGCCCUCACCCAGCAGCUAGAGGAGCUUAAGAGGCAACUGGAGGAAGAAACCAAGGCCAAGAAUGCGCUGGCCCACGCCCUGCAGUCCUCCCGCCAUGACUGUGACCUGCUGCGGGAACAGUAUGAGGAGGAGCAGGAAGGCAAAGCCGAGCUGCAGAGAGCGCUGUCCAAGGCCAACAGCGAGGUGGCCCAGUGGAGGACCAAAUAUGAGACAGAUGCCAUCCAGCGCACGGAGGAGCUGGAGGAGGCCAAGAAAAAGCUGGCCCAGAGGCUCCAGGAGGCAGAGGAGAACACUGAGGCUUCCAACUCCAAGUGUGCCUCCCUGGAGAAAACCAAGCAGAGGCUUCAGGGGGAAGUGGAUGACCUCAUGCUGGACCUGGAGAGGGCCAACACAGCCUGCGCCACCCUGGACAAGAAGCAAAGGAACUUUGACAAGGUCCUUGCAGAGUGGAAGCAAAAACUGGACGAAAGUCAAGCCGAGCUGGAAGCCGCUCAGAAGGAGUCCAGGUCUCUCAGUACUGAAAUCUUCAAGAUGAGGAACGCCUAUGAAGAGGUGGUGGAUCAGUUAGAGACGCUGAGGCGGGAGAAUAAAAACCUGCAAGAAGAGAUUUCUGACUUAACUGAGCAGAUUGCUGAAAGGGGCAAAAACCUCCAGGAAGUGGAAAAGAUGAAAAAGCAAGUGGAGCAGGAGAAGUCUGAUCUGCAGGCUGCCUUAGAAGAAGUGGAGGCAAGUGGUUCCCUGGAACACGAGGAAAGCAAGAUCUUGCGUGUCCAGCUAGAGUUAAGCCAGGUAAAAUCUGAGCUUGACCGAAAGGUCACAGAGAAGGAUGAGGAAAUCGAACAAAUAAAGAGAAACAGCCAGCGUGCUGUGGAGGCCAUGCAAAGUGUGCUGGAUGCAGAAAUUCGAAGCCGCAAUGACGCCAUGAGGCUGAAAAAGAAGAUGGAGGGUGAUCUCAAUGAGAUGGAGAUUCAGCUGAGCCAUGCCAACCGCCAGGUGGCGGAGACCCAGAAACACCUGCGCACGGUCCAGGGCCAGCUUAAGGAUUCCCAGCUGCACCUGGACGAUGCCCUGAGAAACAAUGAGGACCUCAAGGAGCAGCUAGCCAUCGUGGAGCGCAGAAACGGCCUCCUGCAGGAGGAGCUGGAGGAAAUGAAGGUGGCCUUGGAGCAGACAGAGCGGACCCGCAGGCUGUCCGAGCAGGAGCUGCUGGACUCCAGCGACCGUGUCCAGCUGCUGCACUCCCAGAACACGAGCCUGAUAAAUACCAAGAAAAAACUAGAGGCUGACUUGGCCCAGUGCCAGGCAGAGGUGGAGAACUCCAUCCAGGAGUCCAGAAAUGCAGAAGAGAAGGCCAAGAAGGCCAUCACUGAUGCCGCCAUGAUGGCGGAGGAGCUGAAGAAGGAGCAGGACACCAGCGCCCACCUGGAGCGGAUGAAGAAGAACAUGGAGCAGACGGUGAAAGACUUGCAGCAUCGCCUGGACGAGGCCGAGCAGCUGGCGCUGAAGGGCGGCAAGAAGCAGAUCCAGAAACUGGAGGCCAGGGUGCGGGAGUUGGAAAGUGAGCUGGAUGCUGAGCAGAAGAGGGGAGCUGAAGCUCUGAAGGGGGCCCACAAAUAUGAACGCAAAGUCAAAGAGAUGACUUACCAGGCCGAGGAGGACCGCAAGAACAUCCUCCGGCUCCAGGACCUGGUAGACAAGCUGCAGGCCAAAGUGAAGUCCUACAAGAGGCAGGCAGAGGAGGCUGAGGAACAAGCCAACACACAGCUGUCCAGGUGCCGAAGGGUCCAGCAUGAGCUGGAGGAGGCUGAGGAGAGGGCAGAUAUUGCUGAGUCCCAAGUCAACAAGCUAAGGGCCAAGAGCCGUGAUGUGGGAGGCCAGAAGAUGGAAGAAUGAGGCUCUCCUGAGGCUCGUUGCCAUGGGCCACCUCCGGGAGAGUGGUGGGAGAACGUGGGAAAAAUAAACUCUGUUGACUACUCAGC